CAAGUUGAACCGGCGUUUUAUGCUUUAUUUGCUCCAAAGUCCGGCUCAGUUGUACAGUUGCCGUUUGACUUCAACAUCGUACUGAUCAUCCUCAGUAAACUAUUAGUUUAUUAUUUAAAAAUAAAAAAAAACAACAAACAUUAAUCAUGGUUGCUGAAUUUCUUGGUAAAAAAUACAAGCUCUCAACCAGCGAAAAAUUCGACGAAUUAAUGAAGGCCCUUGGUGUUGGAUUGAUAACUAGAAAAAUGGGUGCAACAGUUAGUCCAACAGUUGAAUUAACUGAAAAUGGUGGUGAAUAUACAUUAAAAACAACAAGUACAUUUAAAAAUUCAGAAUUAAAAUUUAAACUUGGUGAAGAGAUUGAUGAAGAAACACCAGAUGGUCGUAAAGUUAAAAGUACUUUUACACUUGAUGGUAAUAAAUUGCAUCAAAUUCAAAAAGGUGAAAAAGAUACAAUCAUUGAACGUGAAUUUACACCAACUGAAAUGAAAGCUAUUAUGAAAGUUGAUGAUAUUGUUUGUACAAGAAUCUACCCACUUGUCCAAUAAAUUAAAAAAAAAAUGAACCAACAUUUUUUUAUAUAAAAAAAACACAUCACAUUUCGACUGAAUUUUAAAAAAUUAAAAAAAAAAAUCACAACUUGUCUUUUAUAAAAUUUUGUAUAGUCGAUUAAUAAAUU
Molecule: messenger RNA, 679 nt
Organism: Aphidius gifuensis
Lineage: Eukaryota; Metazoa; Arthropoda; Insecta; Hymenoptera; Braconidae
Gene: fabp
Product: sodium/calcium exchanger regulatory protein 1-like
Exons: 3
Coding region: 147-548 (133 amino acids)
Biological process (GO): fatty acid transport
Cellular component (GO): nucleus; cytosol
Molecular function (GO): fatty acid binding
Source: RefSeq, a predicted model, not a curated record